Messenger RNA from Suricata suricatta (meerkat), 1452 nucleotides. It is a transcript of the gene UCN2, whose product is annotated as urocortin 2. Gene Ontology annotation, cellular component: extracellular region. The record is from RefSeq and is a predicted model, not a curated record. Gene Ontology annotation, molecular function: hormone activity; corticotropin-releasing hormone receptor 2 binding. NCBI's taxonomy places the organism in Eukaryota, Metazoa, Chordata, Mammalia, Carnivora, Herpestidae. Gene Ontology annotation, biological process: adenylate cyclase-activating G protein-coupled receptor signaling pathway; hormone-mediated signaling pathway; cellular response to nutrient levels. The coding region runs from base 101 to 496 and encodes 131 amino acids. The transcript has a single exon.
UCUCCGUCCCUUGCCUGGCCUCUGUAAUCUCUACCUCUCUGUCUCUUUCCUUUGGUCUCCUUCUCUGUCUACUUUCCCCAUCUGCAUCUAUCCAUGCACUAUGGCUGCCCAGAGCCCCUGCCCUGAGCCUUUUUUCUACUUACAGCCUGACCACAUGAUGACCAGGUGGGCUCUGCUGGUGCUGAUGGUCCUGACAUCCGGCAGGGCCCUGCUUGGCCCCACGACCCCUAUUCCAGCCUUCCAGCUCGUCUCUCAGAACCCUCCCCAAGCCACUUCCUGCCCUGUGGCCUCGGAGAGCCCCUCACCCAGUACCACCGGCCCCUCCACUGCUUGGGGCCACCCCAGCCCUGGCCCCCGCCCAGGCCCCCGCAUCACCCUCUCGCUGGAUGUCCCCAUUGGCCUCCUGCGGAUCUUACUGGAGCAAGCCCGGGCCAGAGCUGUGAGGGAGCAGGCCACUGCCAAUGCUCGCAUCCUGACCCAUGUUGGCCGCCGCUGAGCCUGAAGGCGGGGGUCACAGUGAUGGGGCCACUCUGAAUUAGGAGACCUGGAAGGCAGCAGCAGAACAGGACAGCACUACAUCUGGGCACAGUGUGCCUGGCCACCACCCUGGACAUCGCCAUAUCGGGUGACUGCCAAAUGGAGUCUUGCCAUAUCUAGAGCCCCACAGGCUUACAAUAUGUCUGGACAGCUUGGACACUACCGUGGAAUGUCACUACUGUGUGGAGUCUUGCCAUGUCUGGGUGCCCCACAGUCAAAGAGCAAGAAUCUGGACACUGCCAAUAUGGUCACUCUUGUGCCACUUUUAGGAACCUCAACAUAGGAGCCCAGUAUUGCAUCUCACACCCGUCCACCUACGACCAGACCCACAGGUCCGCCCUGCCCCCAACAGGUCACCACACAGAGGGUUACAAGCUGAGAGUCACAAGCGUGUUUUGUGCUUCAUGAGGGAGCACCCACCCCUGAAGAAUGGGGCUGUCAGGGGCAUCUCCAGGCAUGGGUGACUGUGUGUGGGAAGUCUGUGGUUGUGACAGCCUUGCCUUGUGGUAGGUGUACGUGUGAUGAGUGGGUGCAUCUCUGCGUGUCUGACAGCUGUGAGUGUGUGGGCAAGGGGAGGGCAUGCGCGGGGGCUGGGAAGAACAGGUGCUUGUCCCCUGAAUCCGCAUGAAGCACACUCAACACAUGGCCAGGAACUGCCCUACCCACACCCCUGCACACCCAGCCUUGGCCCUUGGACACGGCUCAGGGGAGAGGAGGCUGCUGGGGCUCCAGUCCAGCCCGUACCCAUACCUCCCUUGUUGGAUUGUCCUGAGCAAACCAAAACGUGCUCACCUUUCCAAGCCUCAGUUUCUUCCUUUGUAAAGCAGAGUGAUGCCACCAAGCUUCUUGUGAGCACGGAGUGACAGUGCACUUGAAGGUUCUGGCAUGCAGGAAGAGCUCAAUAAAUGUAGUGAC